Molecule: messenger RNA, 1222 nt
Organism: Schistosoma bovis
Lineage: Eukaryota; Metazoa; Platyhelminthes; Trematoda; Strigeidida; Schistosomatidae
Source: the annotation of a GenBank genome assembly
AUGGCAACUGUCGGUUGUUCCAACGCCAGUGACAUAUGUAGUGAUUUCAAUGAGAUAAAUGGCGAUCCACACAGAAUUUGGCUAGGGUGUCUCCCGACACGUAUUACGGAAUUUGCGGUUUUGCAGCUAGCUAAACAAUUCGGAGAAUUAUCCGAUUUCCAUUUUCCUGUGCAUAAGACUGGUGAUCUGCAAGGAUCUACAGUUGGUUAUUGUUUUUUGACAUACAGGUCGGUGGAUGAUGCUAAGAAAGCUUGGAAAGUGUUGGAUGGUUUGAAUUUUCAUGGAUAUACUUUGGUUGCUAGACCGGCUCGGCCAACUCGAGACGAAUUGACCGUUGCACAACGCUCAUAUGAUGAAGCUUCCAGACUUAGAAUAAUGGAAGAAACUAUACAACGUGAAGCUCAACUAGCAGCUGUGAUGGCCAUGUGUGAUUCUUCAAGUGUUUUAUCUAGUCGUACUGAAGACCCGUUUAGUGGAACAAUUUCUGACGAACAGCUAUAUCCUACUCCAAAAAUAUCUUUCUACUCGAACUACCCGUCUGUUUCAUCUUCCCAUGUUCACAGACCUGAUUUAUACGGAAAACAUGGCCUAAGCCAGAAUUCUCAAACAAGUUCCAAGAUAAAUUCUCAUAAUUUAACUUUGAAAACUUCUUCGUGCAACACAAAUCACCAUCGUCGUUCAAAAAAUCAAAUAGAAACCAAAACAGCUAUACAUCUAAUUGAAAGGGCUUUAAAAAAUUUGGAAAAAACACCAAUCGAUGGUAUAGCAUCAUUAAAACCAAUUACAAAUGGUCAUACUAAUCCUUAUUCUGAUGUAUUAAUAUUAAAAUCAACGAAUCUUGUAAAAUGUGACAAGAAUAAUCGAGUUCAUUAUUCUACAUCGUCACCAUCUAUAUCGUGUUCUAGGCGAAUAACUAUCAGAAAAACACAUGAUAACAAUACAAAAAAACUACAUGCACUCCCUCGUCAUCAUCGAUGUAAUGAAUCAAAUGAUCAACUGAUCCAUAAACGUGAUUUUAUUGCACAUCCUAUUUAACAUUAGACAUUUUCAUGUAGUGUAUAUGUGUGUUGGACUGUUCUUCUUGUGAUUUCAUCCUUUGUUUCCUUUCCAUGAAGCAUACUACGUAAAUGUGUGUGUGCUUGUCUUUUUGUAUAGCCAUAUCACCUAGUUCCAUUAAUCUGUAUUUUUAUUUUACCUUGUUCACUUAUAGUUUAUUCUUAUU